This is a messenger RNA of Linum trigynum, 1458 nucleotides long. NCBI's taxonomy places the organism in Eukaryota, Viridiplantae, Streptophyta, Magnoliopsida, Malpighiales, Linaceae. The record is from the annotation of a GenBank genome assembly.
AUGUGGUGGUUAGGAGCGAGUGUCGGCAUCUUGUUGGGAGGAGCUCUGCCGCUCUUGUGGUGGUGGAGUCGGCGGCAAUGCAACGACGGCCACAAGGGGUCGUCGGCGGCGGUGCCGAAAGGGAACCUGGGCUGGCCUUUGAUCGGAGAAACUCUCGACUUCAUUGCCUGCGGAUACACUUCUCGGCCCGUUUCUUUCAUGGACGCCCGCAAAUCUCUGUAUGGGGAUGUGUUCAAAACGAACAUCCUGGGGACGCCCAUCAUCGUGUCGACGGACCCAGAAGUGAACAAAGUGGUGUUGCAGAACCAUGGCAGCAACUCCUUCAUCCCGGCUUACCCUAAAUCCAUCAGGGAACUUUUUGGGGAGCAGUCCAUUCUCCAGACCAACGGCCCCGUCCAGAAGAAGGUCCACGCUUUGAUCGGUGGCUUCCUCAGAUCCCCGCAGUUCAAAGCCCACAUCACCAACGACAUCCAGCAGUCCGUCAAGUUGACUUUGGAGUCGUGGAAGGGCAUGCACCGGCUGUUCGUCCAGGACGAGACCAGGAAGAUGACGUUUCAAGUGCUGGUGAAAGCCCUGAUGAGCGUCGGCCCUGGGGAUGAUUUGGAAUUCAUGAAAUCCGAAUUCCAGGAAUUCAUCAAAGGCUUGAUCUGCUUGCCCAUCAAUUUCCCUGGAACCACUCUCUACAACUCCUUAAAGGCAAGAGAGAGGUUGCUGAAGAUGGUGAAGAGAAUCGUGGAUGGAAGGAAGAUGGAGAUGGAGAUGACGGCGGACGGCGGCGGGAAGGCGGCUCCACGGGAUGCGGUGGACGUCCUCCUAGGGGAAACCGACGAGAAGCAUCUGCUGCCGUUGGAUUUCGUCAGCGCCAACAUCCUGGAGAUGAUGAUCCCAGGGGAAGAAACCGUGCCGACGGCCAUGACGCUGGCUGUCAAGUUCCUCAGCGACUGCCCCGUCGCUUUAAACCAACUAACGGAGGAGAACUUGGAACUGAAGAAGCAGAAGGAAGAGUUGUGUGAUGAGUAUUCUUGGACUGACUACAUGUCCUUGCCAUUUACUCAAAAUGUGAUCAGUGAGACAUUAAGGAUGGCAAAUAUCAUCAAUGGGGUUUGGAGGAAAGCUCUAAAAGAUGUGGAAAUCAAAGGACAUUUGAUCCCAAAAGGCUGGUGUGUUUUGGCAUCUUUCAUCUCUGUUCAUAUGGAUGAAGAGAACUACCAGCAUCCCUAUCAAUUCAAUCCAUGGAGAUGGGAGGGAAAAGGAGUUGGCGUGAACAACAACUGCUACACACCCUUUGGUGGAGGGCAGCGGCUGUGUCCUGGUUUGGAGCUGUCCAGGCUUGAAAUCUCAAUCUUCCUCCACCACCUAGUCACCACUUACAGAUGGAGUGCUGAAGAGGACGACAUUGUCUACUUUCCAACAGUUAAGAUGAAGAGGAAGCUGCCUAUCACUGUCACACCUCUUUAA